CGCUCUGCUUCCCGAACCGCCAUUUUGAAAAUCUUGUUGAUUCUGAGGAGCGGGGAGAGAGAGAGAGAGCGCGCGGCGCGAGGACCUCGGCCCGCGCGCCUUCUACUCAGCGGCGGCCUUCUCGUGCGCACCCGCGGCCCCCAGCAUGUCGGCAGCGGCAGCCCCCGCUGCGGAGGGAGAGGACACCCCCGCGCCGCCCGCGUCCGAGAAGGAACCCGAGAUGCCGGGUCCCAGGGAGGAGAGUGAGGAGGAGGAAGAGGAGGAAGACGAAGAAGAAGAGGACGAGGACGAGGAGGAAGAAAAAGAAAAGAGUCUUAUCGUGGAAGGCAAGAGAGAGAAGAAGAAAGUGGAGAGAUUGACGAUGCAAGUGUCUUCCCUGCAAAGAGAGCCAUUUACAAUCGCACAAGGGAAGGGUCAGAAACUCUGUGAAAUUGAAAGGAUACAUUUCUUUCUGAGUAAGAAAAAAACAGAUGAACUUAGAAAUCUACACAAACUGCUUUACAACAGGCCGGGCACAGUGUCCUCGUUGAAGAAGAACGUGGGUCAGUUCAGUGGCUUUCCAUUUGAAAAAGGCAGUACCCAGUAUAAAAAAAAGGAAGAAAUGUUGAAAAAGUUUAGAAAUGCCAUGUUGAAGAGCAUCUGUGAAGUUCUUGAUUUAGAGAGAUCAGGUGUGAACAGUGAACUAGUGAAGAGGAUCUUGAAUUUCUUAAUGCAUCCAAAGCCUUCUGGCAAACCAUUGCCAAAAUCCAAAAAAUCUUCCAGCAAAGGUAAUAAAAAGGAACGGAACAGUUCUGGAACAACACGGAAGUCAAAGCAAACUAAAUGCCCUGAAAUUCUGUCAGAUGAGUCUAGUAGUGAUGAAGAUGAGAAGAAAAAUAAGGAAGAGUCUUCAGAAGAUGAAGAGAAAGAAAGUGAAGAGGAGCAACCACCAAAAAAGACAUCUAAAAAAGAAAAAGCAAAACAGAAAGCUACUGCUAAAAGUAAAAAAUCUGUAAAGAGUGCUAAUGUUAAGAAGGCAGACAGCAGUACCACCAAGAAGAACCAAAACAGUUCCAAAAAAGAGUCUGAAUCUGAAGACAGUUCUGAUGAUGAACCUUUAAUUAAAAAAUUGAAAAAGCCGCCUACAGAUGAAGAGCUAAAAGAAACAGUGAAGAAAUUACUGGCUGAUGCUAACCUGGAAGAGGUCACAAUGAAGCAGAUUUGCAAAGAGGUGUAUGAAAAUUACCCUGCUUAUGAUUUAACUGAGAGGAAAGAUUUCAUUAAAACAACUGUAAAAGAGCUAAUUUCUUGAGAUAGAGGACAAAUGGCUUGUUCUCAGAUUUGAAGAUCUGAUUUAUACCAGCAAAGAGAAUGUAUUCUUUUUUAAGUCUAUUGUUGGUAGUACUUGCUGCUCUUUUGCGUGUCACAUAUAUUUGAGCUUGUUGUUUUAAAUUGCAUUUUCUUGCAGUUUUCAGUUUAAAUCUUGCAUGGCAGUUCCUUGCUUUUUAUAGUUGUACAUUUUGCGUUUCUUUAUUAUAAGGUCAUAGAUUCCUGAACUGUUGUGAAUUUUAGUGAACUUAAUGUUAGCUUGCUUAAGACAUUGCUUUUAAUCGGAGCAGAAACUAUUCUAACCAGCAUUUAUACAUGCAAAGACUUACAGUAUUUAGUAUACAAAAUAUUUUGAAUACACCUUCUGUCAGCGUGAAGACAUAGCGGCAGUUUGUUCAUCAUAGUAGAGCACAGCGUUCAGAUGACCGAGUUGGAACUUUUUCUGCAUGUGUAUAUAUGUCAAGUUGUUGGCAUGACAGAAGUGACAGAUGUUAUUUUUGUAUUUUUAAAAACCAAUUUGUUGUAUAUAAUUUUUUUUAUUUCUUUUGUGCAAAUCAAUUUUUUAAACUCUUGUGUCUUUAAACUUGUAACUAAGUGUCAGUGUUCAUCCAGGCAGCAAUGACAGAACGGAGUUCAGUGGUGAUAAUACUGAAGGACUGUUCAGUUCUGCUUUGCCCUGAAAGUGUCAUCAGUGUGGUUGUGUUAACUUUAAGUGUCAUAGAAACUUCAUGAGGAUAAACACAUCACAGCUUCAAAAACUGGGAAAGAGUGAGCACACAUGGCUUAUAUAAGUGAACUGACAGUAGUAAACUUUUGACCAGAUAAAUAUUAGAUACAGGAAACCUGGUUACCUUCAUAAUUAUGAUUAAAAGUAUCAGGUGUAGCCAGAGCUGGUGUGGACAGUGUAGGUAUCUCUGAAAGUAUUUAUCAAAAACCAUACAUUAAAUGAAUAUUAAAGUAUUACAGAAUCAAGGCUGUUUGAUUUUAAAUUUUGGUCAUCAAGAUUUUAAGGUGAUGAAACAUGGACUGCCCCUGAAUUUAAAAUUUGACUGUCCUAAUAACCUAUUUCUGAAUUAUAAUAUGCUGCUUGACAACAUGACAUUUGAUGUACCAACUAAGUGUUUGAUCUUCACAUCAUAGAUUUGAGCAUUAACAGGUAUUUUCACAUACUUGACUUCAAUAUGCUUAGAGUGAAAUGGAACAAGCAAUUAAGUGGGGACUAAAUGUUGGCUUUUAAGUAAUUUGUCAUAAAUCUUCACAAUAAAGAAUAAAUCAGUGUUUUAAGUGUCUCGUA
Molecule: messenger RNA, 2602 nt
Organism: Grammomys surdaster
Lineage: Eukaryota; Metazoa; Chordata; Mammalia; Rodentia; Muridae
Gene: Dek
Product: DEK proto-oncogene
Exons: 11
Coding region: 146-1291 (381 amino acids)
Biological process (GO): chromatin organization; regulation of double-strand break repair
Cellular component (GO): nucleus
Molecular function (GO): DNA binding; histone binding
Source: RefSeq, a predicted model, not a curated record